Molecule: messenger RNA, 890 nt
Organism: Rana temporaria (common frog)
Lineage: Eukaryota; Metazoa; Chordata; Amphibia; Anura; Ranidae
Gene: BLOC1S3
Product: biogenesis of lysosomal organelles complex 1 subunit 3
Exons: 2
Coding region: 227-781 (184 amino acids)
Cellular component (GO): BLOC-1 complex
Source: RefSeq, a predicted model, not a curated record
UGAUGCCCCGCUUCCGUUAAUAAUUGUUUCUGACUUUCCCUAGCACUCUGGGGUUGGUGAAUGUCAAUGAGAGGAACGUAACAAUUAUGAUUGCGGUGCUUGUUGUGUCAUCGCAGUGUUUCCUGUGUAGAGUGUAGAUGUGCCCCACUUCCGGUCACUUGACACUUAUUAUCCAGAGAAGGGGAAGAUUGUGUGUCGGUGUCACCUGCCCUGGGAGCACAUCAAGAUGUCUUUUCCAGAAUUCCAAACCGUUGUUAAAGGUGAAGCUUCUGAAACUGAUGAUGAAGAAGAGAUGUAUGUGACAUCUGUCCCAGUGAGUACCCUAUCUGCUGCUUGCGGUGUAAAAAUCCAAGGAGAAGCUUCAGAGACAGAUGACGAAGAAGACAGUAUUGAGGAUAGAAAUGACAUGCAUUCCAAGAGGCUGGAAAAGGAGCUCCCUCCGCUGGUGGUCAUCAGAAAUGAGGGAGAGAGCUCUCCUGUUACUUUGGAGGAAAAACCGCUUGUGAAUAUCCAGCAGCCAGGCCGUUACAGCACUUUAUUACAGCAAAAACUUCUUGAAAGUAAUGCACGGCUGUACCAUGAUGUCAAUAACACGAUACGACAGGUCUAUCAUACAACUACCAGUGAGAUCCGGACUUUGACCAGCCAGCUGAAUAACUCACAAAAUGGCAUCAUUAACGCAUCUCACAACAUUCGGCUUGCCCUUGAAGACUUGAAAGGGGUGUCUGAUAAGAUUGACAUCAUAACCAGCUGUAACCUACUACCUGAUAUCAGGAUCUGACUGUGUAACCCAGUACCUGAAUGUUCCUUUAUUGUAAUGGUUCAAAGAAUACAUGAACCUGUGCUUUGCCCAUUUGAAGCAAAGUAAUGCCUCAUACACACGAUCGGAA